Molecule: messenger RNA, 1993 nt
Organism: Eutrema salsugineum
Lineage: Eukaryota; Viridiplantae; Streptophyta; Magnoliopsida; Brassicales; Brassicaceae
Product: GTPase LSG1-1
Exons: 7
Coding region: 211-1809 (532 amino acids)
Cellular component (GO): cytosol
Molecular function (GO): GTP binding; GTPase activity
Source: RefSeq, a predicted model, not a curated record
AGUUUAAUCGCCACGGCGUCUAAGUCCGUCGGCUUACACACGAGCCUUUACGAGCAUCACAUUUUCAGAGUUUGAAUUCAACCACCGCCAUGGAAUAUCUCUUGUGAGAACACAAAAGACUCAAUCUCCUCUCAAUUUCUAAAUCUUCACCAAAUCUCAGAAUAACUUAGGUUUCACACUGAGGACGAGGCCGAGAAAGGAAGAAGAAAAAUGGGGAAGAACGAGAAGACUUCUCUAGGUCGAGCCCUUGUGAAGCACCAUAACCAUGUGAUCCAAGAAACCAAGGAGAAAGGCAAAUACUACAAGACCCAAAACAAGAAGGUCUUGGAAUCCGUGACGGAGGUUACCGACAUCGAUGCCAUUAUCGAGCAAGCGGAGGAAGCCGAGCGGCUUUUCGCGAUUCACCACGAUUCGGCGACGCCUGUGCCCAUCAAUCUGGAAACAGCUUCGAGCUCAAGUGGUGUAACAGCUAAAGAAUGGAAAGAACAACGGAAGAGAGAGGAGGCUUUACAUGCUAGUAGCCUUCAAGUGCCUCGAAGACCUCCUUGGACACCUAAAAUGAAUGUGGACCAACUUGAUAUCAAUGAAAAACAAGCUUUUCUCACUUGGCGCCGGAAACUUGCGAGCCUAGAGGAAAAUGAAAAGCUUGUAUUAACUCCAUUCGAGAAAAAUCUGGACAUCUGGAGACAGCUUUGGCGAGUGCUUGAACGAAGUGAUUUGAUUGUCAUGGUAGUUGAUGCUAGAGAUCCUCUGUUCUACCGUUGCCCUGAUCUCGAGGCAUAUGCACGAGAAAUUGAUGAGCAUAAAAAAACAAUGCUUCUGGUGAACAAGGCUGAUCUUUUACCUUCUCAUGUCAGGGAGAAAUGGGCGGAAUACUUCUCCCGCAACAAUAUUUUGUUUGUCUUCUGGUCAGCCAAAGCUGCUACAGCUACCUUAGAAGGUAAACCCUUGAAAGAACAGUGGAGAGCACCUGAUACCUCUCAGAGAACAGAUGACCCAGCUGUUAAAGUAUAUGGAAGAGACGAGCUUUUGGAUCGAUUAAAAUUUGAGGCUCAAGAGAUAGUAAAACAGAGGAAAUCUAGAGGAGUUUCCAUGGAAACACCUGCUGAAUCUCACCAAGAACGUGUUGUGGUGGGCUUUGUUGGGUACCCGAAUGUUGGAAAGAGUUCGACAAUCAACGCAUUGGUAGGUCAGAAGCGAACAGGUGUCACAUCUACCCCAGGGAAAACGAAGCAUUUCCAGACAUUGAUAAUCUCUGAGGAGCUAAUGCUCUGUGACUGCCCUGGUUUAGUCUUCCCUUCAUUUUCAAGCUCAAGAUAUGAAAUGAUUGCUUGUGGAGUACUCCCAAUAGACCGUAUGACUGAGCACCUUGAGGCUGUUAAAGUUGUGGCCGAACGGGUUCCUCGGGAAGCCAUUGAGGAAGUGUACAACAUCUCUCUACCUAAACCGAAAACCUAUGAGCCUCAGUUCCGACCACCACUUGCCUCAGAGCUUCUAAGAACUUACUGCCUGUCUCGUGGCUACGUUGCCUCUAGUGGACUACCUGAUGAGACAAGAGCAGCUAGGCAGAUUCUGAAAGAUUACAUUGAGGGUAAGCUUCCACAUUUUGCACUGCCUCCUCCAGAUGGUGAAAACGCAGUAGAAGAAGGUUCACAGUCUGAGGACGAAGGUGAAGAAGCUCCUGGUCGUGGUCUUGACCAAGUUCUAGAUGAUCUGAGCUCGUUUGAUCUUGCUAAUGGGCUUGGGUCUUCAAAGAAGAAACAAGUGGAGUCGCAUAAACAGCACAAGAAGCCACAUAGGAAAAACUGAUCGGUUUUAAUGAUAACAAAUGCUAGAAAAAAUACGAAACAGUGGUGGAUAUUUCUUUUGUAAACUUGUUAGAAGUUAUAAACAGCUGUUUGUUAGAUGUUGUGUGUUUCUGCAAAUAUGAAAUGUCGAUAUUUUAUUAAGCUCGAUGCUAGUCUGUAUACUGACCAAAAGUCAUGCAAUUGGC